GGAGCAGAGCGGCAGGGAGGUGUGCGGCGGGUGGAGCAGGGCUGGGAAGGGCAGGCAGGACGGAGCCGGCGGGGUGCGGUGAUGGAGCUCCUACGGACUAUCGCCCACCCGCCGGGCGGCGGCGGUGCCAAGGGCUGCGAGGCGGCGGCGGGCAGAGCGGCCGGCGGCGAGUCACGCAGGAAGAAGGCGGAGGAGCCGCCGCACCAGCACGGCCACCCCGCAGCCGAGGUCUCCCGGAUUAUUACCGACCCCACGACGGGGAAGCGUUACUGCCGCGGCAAGGUGCUCGGAAAGGGUGGAUUUGCCAAGUGUUACGAGAUGACAGACUUGACAACAAAUAAAGUUUAUGCUGCGAAAAUCAUUCCUCACAGCAGAGUAGCAAAACCUCAUCAAAGGGAGAAGAUUGAUAAAGAGAUUGAGCUGCACAGAAUGCUUAAUCACAGACAUGUUGUGCAGUUUUACCACUACUUUGAAGAUAGAGAGAAUAUUUACAUUCUUCUGGAAUACUGCAGCAGAAGGUCAAUGGCUCACAUCUUAAAAGCGAGGAAGGUAUUAACAGAACCAGAAGUACGAUACUACCUCAGGCAAAUUGUGUCAGGGCUAAAGUAUCUUCAUGAACAGGAAAUCUUACACAGGGAUCUUAAACUAGGUAACUUCUUUAUCAAUGAGAACAUGGAACUGAAGCUUGGUGACUUUGGCUUGGCAGCUAGGCUGGAACCACUGGAACACAGAAGGAGAACAAUAUGUGGCACACCAAAUUACCUCUCUCCAGAAGUCCUCAACAAACAAGGGCAUGGCUGUGAAUCUGAUAUAUGGGCCUUAGGCUGUGUAAUGUAUACAAUGCUGUUGGGAAGACCCCCAUUUGAGACUACAAAUCUUAAAGAAACAUACAGAUGUAUAAGGGAAGCAAGAUACAGUCUGCCUUCAUCUCUCUUGGCACCUGCAAAACACUUAAUAGCUAGCAUGUUGUCAAAAAACCCUGAGGAUCGGCCCAGUUUAGAUGAAAUAAUUCGACAUGAAUUCUUCUUACAGGGUUUUACACCUGAGAGACUUUCUGCAAGCUGUUGUCACACCGUCCCUGAUUUCCAUUUGUCAAGUCCUGCUAAAAAUUUCUUCAAAAAAGCAGCUGCUGCUCUCUUUGGGGGAAAAAAGGAUAAGGCCAGAUAUUUGGACACACAUAACAGGCUAGCUAAAGAAGAUGAAGAAAUCUACAAGCUCAGACAUGAUUUGAAGAAGACGUCGAUAACCCAGCAGGCCCCCAAACACAAGACAGAUGAGGAGAUUCAGCCUCUUAUCACAACAGUGGUGAAGCCUGGAGCUUUGCCAGAAACUAAGCAGAUUGGAGACUCCAUUCGGAUGAUAGUCAGAGGAACUUUGGGAAGCUGUAGCAGUAGCAGUGAAUGUUUGGAAGACAGUACUAUGGGAAGUGUUGCCGAUACAGUUGCAAGAGUCUUGAGGGGAUGUCUGGAGAAUAUGCCAGAAGCAGACAGCAAUCCCAAAGAACAGCUGACAGCAUCCUUCCAGUGGGUUACAAAGUGGGUGGACUACUCCAACAAGUAUGGCUUUGGGUACCAGCUGUCAGAUCACACUGUUGGUGUCCUCUUCAACAAUGGGGCACAUAUGAGCCUUCUGCCAGACAAAAAGACAGUGCAUUACUAUGCUGAGCUAGGCCAGUGCUCUGUCUUCUCAGCCACAGAAGCCCCUGAACAGUUCAUUAACCAAGUAACUGUGCUGAAGUAUUUCUCUCACUAUAUGGAGGAGAACCUUAUGGAUGGAGGAGACUUGCCCAGCCUAACAGACGUACGCAGGCCCAGGCUUUACCUCUUACAGUGGCUCAAAUCUGAUAAAGCAUUAAUGAUGCUCUUCAAUGAUGGCACUUUUCAAGUGAACUUCUACCAUGAUCACACAAAAGUCAUAAUUUGCAAUCAGAGUGAGGAAUAUCUCCUUACCUACAUAAAUGAAGACAGGAUAUCCACAACGUUUCGUCUGACAACUCUUCUGGUUUCGGGAUGUUCAUUGGAACUAAAAUACAGAAUGGAAUAUGCUCUGAACAUGCUGCUGCAGCGAUGUAACUGAAGGAAUUGACUCUGUUAAACCAAAUGGACUCUUGUACACUGUGAAUCUACAGUGGAGAUGGUGGAGCAACUAGUAUGUUGAUGAUGGAUGUGUGGUGGUACGACAACUGGACUGUCCAAGUGUGCUGGGCACACAUCUAUUAGAAGCCUAAACCUAAACUUGUUGGAGUAAAAUGUUGUGACAAGGAGUUCUUCGGAUCAUAGUUUUCCUUGCUUCAUGUGUGUUAACGAUAUAACUUGACUUGAACUCGGAGCAGAGUGUGUCUGUUUGCUCUGUAAGAGAGCAUCUCUGAUGGAGUUAAACUGUGAAUACACAUCUGGAAAGGGAGGGAAGGGAGAGCUCCGUUGUUGGGGAUAAUUGUAACAAGCAGCUUCUGGUUGCUUAACUGUGAACUAUGGCCAUACUGUUUUUUUCCUUUUUCAAAAAUACCCACACUUGUGGCUGGCAAAGUGCAUUCCUUGUUAAUUUUUUUUUUUAAUUUAUUACAGCCUAAAGUGAAGUAUUUAUUACUUUUUUUUUGGACCUUGGCAUUUUGAAUAUAAAUCUGUUGGCAAUAAAGAAUGGAAAUCCUGAAGCAUCAUUCUCUACUCUUUCUCCAGUAUAACUGAGCAUGAUUUACUUUGCAUUACAAAAAAUCCUGCAGAUUUGCUUUCUAUAUGCUAUUUUUAAAGAGUCUGCUACAUGUCUGGAUAUGAAGGGUAGGCAGGUAUGUCUGUGUCUAUGCCCACUUGCAGUCACAAACAGCAAUGCUGCUAUUGUUAAUUACAGCUGCAAUCCUAAAAGAACUGCUUUUGGAGCUUACAGACUAAUGAUGUAGGCCUUGACACUUAGUUAUUGUCCUAAGAGCUUAAAACAAAACUAUGGAUCUCUUCAAGAUACUACAUCCCAAAAUUGAUGUUUAACACUGACUGAAAAGGACUCUUUCUUCUGGGUAGUAUGUUGGAGACUGAAGGAUAAGGAGCUGUGUAAAUUCUCCUCUGCUUGCUGGGAAAGCAUUACUUUUAUCAAGGUGCUGAGAAUCCUGAUACCUCAACAGCAGAAUGAAUUGACCAUACCUAUCACUUCCCAAAGCCUCUACUGAGCUUUAUUUUGUGUUUCUACCCUUGGUUAAUUGGUUAUCCCAGUAAAGUAAAAUCAAAAGGGUGAAAGCAUUAAAGGGUGACUUAGUAUAUACUAUAAAUUGUAAUUUGUCUUAGUAACACCUGUGGCUGUUUAAAGUUAUCAGUUAGGUAGACUAAGCCCAAAGUUGACACUAAAUUUUCUGAGACCAGCAUAGGGGUGGCCUACUGCUUUCUGCAAUCCUACUCCUUCUGAACAUCCGCUUAUGUGACUAAUGGCAUUCCAAAACUGAAGGCAGUGUCAUUUGUCACUUAAAACUAAGUGCAAAUAGGUGCAGUUAUGGAGAUAUCAUGGACUCCACGCAGGGGGAAAUUGUUCGACUUAUGGCCUGGGUUUAUUUUUCUUAGAUACUGCAUAGCACCUGGACCUGUAUAAGCAUAUAGCUGUCUUCAAGUAAAUGUUCUGAUGCAACAGCAAGCAGUUAAUUGGUUACUUGACCUGUUCUUCCUGUAGCUGAAUGAGGCCUUUUCUGAAAGACAUCAAUAGCCAUCAGUGUAUCAAUCACAGCAGCUGAACUUAAGGAACAGGCAGAGUAAUAAAAUGCAGACUAAACAAAGUACAGAUGUCAAUCUGAAAUAGUAAGCAGAGUACUUAUCGCUGGCCUGCUUCAUCUUGCAAUAAGCAUGUAUAAAUGUGAUGGGGUUUGUUGUAUUGAAUACCAUGCAUUAAGUAAUAUUUAUUUACUUCUCAAGUCUAGACAGGAAGACCCAAUUGAGUUCUUCAGAUGGAUUCAUUAAUGUAACUCUAGGCAGUUCAGUGAAGUUAAAUAUAUAUUUGCUAUAGUGAGCAGAAUUCAGCUUCCCAGCUGUCUACUUCCUUCAAGGGAUAAUGGCUGAUUUUAUUCCUGAGAGGCCAUGACUUACCUAAUUCUGAUGCACACAUACAGCUACUGUUGUGUUCUUUCCCCUAAUAAGUAAAAUCUCCCUUUUUGUUUAUGA
Messenger RNA from Lonchura striata (white-rumped munia), 4133 nucleotides. RefSeq names its product polo like kinase 2 (gene PLK2). The record is from RefSeq and is a predicted model, not a curated record. Gene Ontology annotation, biological process: regulation of synaptic plasticity; G1/S transition of mitotic cell cycle; mitotic spindle organization. Gene Ontology annotation, cellular component: kinetochore; cytoplasm; centrosome. Lineage: Eukaryota; Metazoa; Chordata; Aves; Passeriformes; Estrildidae. Gene Ontology annotation, molecular function: ATP binding; protein binding; protein serine/threonine kinase activity.